Molecule: messenger RNA, 1122 nt
Organism: Metschnikowia bicuspidata var. bicuspidata NRRL YB-4993
Lineage: Eukaryota; Fungi; Ascomycota; Pichiomycetes; Serinales; Metschnikowiaceae
Gene: LYS1
Product: saccharopine dehydrogenase (NAD+, L-lysine-forming)
Exons: 1
Coding region: 1-1122 (373 amino acids)
Cellular component (GO): cytoplasm
Molecular function (GO): saccharopine dehydrogenase (NAD+, L-lysine-forming) activity
Source: RefSeq, a predicted model, not a curated record
AUGGUAACUUUACAUCUUAGAGCAGAGACCAAGCCUUUGGAGGCCAGAGCCGCCUUGACCCCAACCACCACCAAGCAGUUGUUGGAUGCAGGUUACGAAGUCUACGUUGAGGAAAGCGAGCAAUCCAUCUUCAAGGCCGAAGAGUACGCUGCCGUGGGCGCCACGAUUGUGCCUGCCGGCUCCUGGAAGACCGCCCCCGCCGACAGGCUUAUUAUCGGCUUGAAGGAAUUGCCUGAAAACGAGACCUUCCCCCUUGUUCAUGAACACAUUCAGUUCGCCCACUGCUACAAGGACCAGGCAGGCUGGCAAGAGGUGUUGCAGAGAUUCCCUGCCGGUAAGGGAACCUUGUACGACUUGGAGUUCUUGGAAAACGAGCAAGGCAGAAGAGUGGCUGCGUUCGGGUUCUAUGCCGGUUUCGCCGGAGCUGCAAUUGGCGUCUUGGACUGGGCCUUCAAGCAAACACACAGCGACUCCGAAGACUUGCCUGCCGUGUCGCCUUACCCCAAUGAAUCUGCUUUGGUGGCCCACGUCAAAAAGGAGUUGGACGCGGCGUUGCAGAAGAACGGAGGCCAGCAGCCAACGUGCUUGGUGAUUGGGGCUUUGGGAAGAUGUGGCUCGGGCGCCCUUGAUCUUUUCCGCAAGAUCGGCAUCCCAGAGGAGAACUUGUUGAAGUGGGACAUGAAGGAGACCGCCAAGGGCGGCCCCUUCGAGGAGAUUGUGCAGUCGGAUAUCUUCAUCAACUGUAUCUACUUGUCCACGCCAAUUCCUCCUUUCAUCGACUUUGCGUCCUUGAACAAGCCCGACAGAAAGUUGAGGUCGAUUGUCGAUGUUUCUGCGGACACGACGAAUCCACACAACCCUAUUCCCGUGUACACAAUCGCCACUGUUUUCAACGACCCCACGGUGCCAGUGGAGACCUCUGCAGGCCCCAAGUUGUCCGUCUGCUCCAUCGACCAUUUGCCUUCCUUGUUGCCAAGAGAAGCCUCGGAGUUCUUUUCAAAGGACUUGAUGCCAUCUUUGUUGCAAUUGAAGGACAGGCAAACUGCACCCGUCUGGGCCAGGGCCAAGGAGUUGUUCGACCAUCACGUCGCCAGAUUGCCUGCCGCGGAUGGCCACCUUUAA